This is a messenger RNA of Arthroderma uncinatum, 537 nucleotides long. Its product is annotated as 40S ribosomal protein S16. The coding region runs from base 1 to 537 and encodes 178 amino acids. Gene Ontology annotation, molecular function: structural constituent of ribosome; RNA binding. Lineage: Eukaryota; Fungi; Ascomycota; Eurotiomycetes; Onygenales; Arthrodermataceae. Gene Ontology annotation, biological process: maturation of SSU-rRNA from tricistronic rRNA transcript (SSU-rRNA, 5.8S rRNA, LSU-rRNA); translation. The transcript has 4 exons. The record is from RefSeq and is a predicted model, not a curated record. Gene Ontology annotation, cellular component: ribosome; cytosolic small ribosomal subunit.
AUGGCCAGUACUCCCAGCGUGCAAUGCUUCGGCAAGAAGAAGACGGCCACCGCUGUCGCCCACUGCAAGCAAGGCAAAGGUCUGAUCAAGGUCAACGGCCAACCUCUCGCUCUCGUUAAGCCAGAGCUCCUCAAAUUCAAGGUACGGAAAUACCCACGUUUGGAACCCACGGUGGAAAGAAAAUGGAAGGAAACGGAUGGAGAAGAGACGAGGGAAAGACGAGUGGAAUCGCAAAUGAUCGAUGUGGUCUACGAACCCAUCCUCAUCGUUGGCCUCGACAAGUUCGCCGGUGUCGAUAUCCGUGUCCGCGUCACCGGUGGUGGUCACACUUCCCAGAUCUACGCUAUCAGACAAGCUAUCGCCAAGUCGAUAGUCGCCUACUACCAGAAAUUCGUCGAUGAACACUCCAAGAACCAACUGAAGCAAGCCCUCGUUCAGUACGACCGAACUCUCCUCGUUGCCGAUAACAGACGCUGCGAGCCAAAGGUCUUCGGUGGUCCCGGUGCCCGUGCCAGAUACCAGAAAUCUUACCGUUAA